CAAAUAUGUGUGUAUGAAUAAAUUCAAUUCCAUGUAUGUUUAAAGGAAAUUUGACCUAAUUUUAACGAAAAAAAUAAUAUUACUAACCUCGAGGCUGUUGCAAACAAAUGAAUUUCGCGAAGACAAGUUUUCCCGCGCUUUUAUAAUUUUAAACAAAACUGGUAGAAAAAUCUGUAUUAAUGUCCCAAAUUCUUUACAUUAUUCUGCCAUAUUGCUUGUCGUAUGUUUAAAAUUGACAAAACAUCCGAAAAGGGUUGAAAAACCAUGAAAAAAGCCACGAUUCGCAACUAUCCAAUAGGUUCCAGUCCAAUAUCGUAAAAUAUUGGAUCGGCACGUGACCCUCUCAACGAUUACUGAUUGGUUAAGUGCGCGUGAGUGUAUAAUAAAAACACAAAUCAUCGCUGCGCCUCUUUGCUGAAAGGAACAAUAAACGAACUCGGAUAAGAACAUCGUUGAACAGUGGUUUAAACCGAUUUCACAAAUCCACACAAAAUACAAAACUGUAUAUUACAGUUAGUGGAAAAGAGAAAUACAAUCAUAUUAACGCGAGAUGUUCAAUGUUAUACCUCAAACUUUAUAGAAAGGACGAAUCAGGACGCAUUACCAGGGUUAAUAAAAUCCUUUUACGUCAGAAUAUAAUCCUAAAUAUGCGUACACCAGUAUCUAUUUUUGCCGAGCUAAUACUAUUUUUAUACCCCGAGUACGUAUUUUUUCCAAUGGUACCGACGAAUACCCGAAGUAUAACGCCCCUUCCUGCACGUUCCGUAUGGGCUCUAUUGUAUUCGGACGUCCACAAUGUAUUAAAGAUUACAACACCUUCCCACGGACGUUAUCAAUGAUAUUGCAUUGGUAGGCCAAAUGUAGACAUGCAUCAUUUGAUUAUACCAUAUCUGCGCAAUAUAGUCGCGUUUUAUUAUUUUUUCAUUAGCAUGUUACAAGUGAUUGUUCAGAAGGUAUCAGCAAGAAGAAAACGAAACACUGCAGAUCUUCCUGACCCGAUUCUUGGAUAUGACAAGGCGAAUUGUGAAGGAAAGUCAGAAUGUUAUUAUAUAACAGCCGAGUUGCCAAAUGAGGAAAAAGACUUUGUAGUUGGUGAUGGUAGAAUGUAUGGCAUUUAUAAGAACGCUCAACUUGAACCUGACACUAAAUAUAACAUUUAUGUCAGAGGACUUUCAUACAACAAUGAUAUUCCUAAGGUAGGUUAUUUCUGUCAGCAAAUAUACCGACAAUUGUCAUCAUUAAAUUAGAAGAUCUAAUCCAGCUAUAUACAUGACCUAUGAUGUAUGAUGUAUGUGCCGUAAACAAAACAUAUGUAUGGUACUGUAUCUAUAUUUCUCGUUUAUCAGUGAUCCACUGUAGCCUAGUGUAUUUCCCUAUCAUGCCGAUUCUAUUCAUUCACAGCCGCGAAAUUCUCUUUCUAAACUUUCUUUAUUUUUCUUACAGCAAGCUAAUUAUGGUGAGCCAUCUGCAGCAUUACAAAUAUCAACACCAGGUAUUGCAUUUAAAUACAAGUUUAAAACACAUGCAGAUUUGAAGAUUAUUGUUUCAUUUCAUUUUCACGAGGAUUUAAAAUUCUCCAUUUUAUACGACCAUGACCUUCUAAUUUAUCAGUUUAGAAACCUGCAGUAGAUUGAAGUGAACGCCUAUGUAGUUUUAACUCGCAGAGAAGUGCUUUAUAAUAGCAACUGGAGUCUUGCUGUUGCCUAGUACUGUAUGACCGUCGGCUUUUGGCAAAUCAAAAAUAUAUUCAUUACAUUAGUUUAUUACAUUAGCAAAUCGAUUAAUGGUAUAAACUGGAAUUAACAGACUACUAUUCUUAUUACGGAGAGAAUAUCCCGUAUCGUGCGGAGAGAGUAUCCCGUGUCGGAGGAACAAGCGAUUCAAAACAUAUCUUGCAGAUUGUCGCUCUUCGCUCAAACACUGACAGACGCAGCAAUCAUAUAUAACGUCAUUACUAAAAUCAUAGUUUAUAUUUUAUUCAAGUUCGAGCGACGAAUGAAGGGAGCAAUGGUAGCGUGGUUGGCAUUGCAGUUGGUUUGACUGUACUUUUUAUCGUGCUUAUUGUUCUCUCUCUGCUGGCAGUUAUUUAUUUCAGGUACAGCUUUCACAUUUCUCCAACUAUAAAUUUUUACAUUUUUGGAAUUAUUUUAAGCUUCCUGCUGCUCCUAUCUAUUUUUGUAGAACUAAUUAUUCGAUAAUUUUCAUGCUGAGCAAUGUGAUUUUGUCGGUGCGACGUUUUCACGUUUUCCGCAUUCGACGACAUAAAAUCACAUCGCUCAGAAGAUGACACUGUGCCUUUAAGAAGAUAUAUCUAUACAUUAUUGUCACAUAUUGUCAUAAUGUCAUGAACGACCUUUCUUUGGGUAGUCUACUUGUUUUCUUUCCAUUCACCUUCUGUAUUGUUACAUGUUUAAUUAUUAGUUAAGGGUUUAAUUUAUGAUAUUAGAGAGCACUACCUCUCGGAAACUUAACAAGCACUUGAUUGGUUUUUCGGGUAGAAUAAAUGCAUCUGAUUGGUUAAGCGUAGCGGAAGUGAAGUCAAAAUAUGAACCCCUCUAUCAUAGCAUGACAUAUUAGUUUCCCUGUGGAUUUGUGUUUUGUGGAAACGCCACAUUUAUAAUUAGCUAUUCCCCAAUCGAGCAGAGGACUGGGUCUAGUUGAUGUUUGGAGGGACAAUUAACAAUUAUUCGCCGAAGGCGAGGUGAUUAUCGGCGAAUAUUCGCCGAGACGAAGUCGAGGUGAAUAUUCCUCGAUAAUCACUGAGCCUGAGGCGAAUAAUUGUUUUAGUAUUUUUGUGUUUCUUGGGACUGAAUUUAUUUUAAUUUCGCUUAUUUCUUUAUCAGUAUAACGUCCACAAUACGGCUAGCCUCCAUUUUGAAAAUUUCGGUUUUGUUAUAUUCACCUGUAGGUGAAUAUAACAGCUUAAUACGUCAAAUUUGACCAAUCAACUUGUAGGAUUUGUUAUGUUCACUUGUGCAAAAAUACUAACAAGUUAUAGUGAGCGAGCUAAAUAUAUAUUAAAAGAUGCCUUAUUAUAAUUGUUGCAUUUCAGGCUGCACAAAUAACUUUAGGAAUGUAGGAAAACUACCUAGAUGGCAUAUUGUUUAUUUUUUCCCCUCCAAACAAGCGACUAGACCCAGUCCUCUGCUCACUUGGGAAAUGCUAAUUGUUUGCUCUGUUUUUCAAUAGAUUCUUGGGCAUGGGUAAAAGUCAGUUCCUCCAGGACAAUGAAAUAUUAAGUAAUGAUGAUUAUUUCUCGUUGUUUGAUAGAUCACGACGACCUAAAACAGUUGAAAUAGAUCCUGAGACUGGAGAGAAGAAAGGACGAAAGAAAAACAUUAAUUCAGAAUUACUGCCCUUGACAAGGAAAGGACAUGGUGAGUUUGAUUUUUUUUGAAAUAUGAAUAAGUGCCAUUUCAACCUCAUUUGACAAAUAUCAAAAAAGGUCAUUGCUUUUUGUGAUAUUUUUGUAAAUGGAAAUGGAACAGCUGAAAAAAUUAUAGUUAAAUAACUGUGUAACAGAUCUUGUUUUCCACCAUGAAAUUAAAGCAAGGCUAUAAAUUAAUUAAGUAAACUAAACAUUGCGUGGAAUUUAAGGCAACAAAAUUAAAAGAACUGAGAUUUGGAGCAACAAAAGAUAGAUGACUCGUAUGCAGUGCUGCUGCAUGGGGCAGGGGGCAUUUGUCCCUGAGCCCCACCUCCAAAGUGGCCCCCAAAGCGACGAAGUCCCUUAAGUCUCUUGACACACGAUUGCUUAACUGAGAAUAUAAAUCCUCGCCGUGUCAGUACCGGAAAGUGCAUUUACAUAUAUGAUGUAAUGGGGGAACACGGAACCCAUUACAUCAUAUUUUCAAAUAUAAAUAUGAUGUAAUGGGGGAACCCGGGAACGUUUUGCCUCGGGCCUCGCGCAACCUUUCGGCUGCCCAGGUCAAAUUUUGACAAGCUAAUAUCGUUGUUCCGCCACUGUGUGUAGUAUGGCAGUGCAUGUGGUUCAUAAUACUGACUGUAGUAAUUUCUUCUCUCAUUUAAUCAUCAACCACUGAGAACACUUUCAGUAAAAUGAAAUUGUACCAGUCUGAACCACUGAACUCAUUGUACAAAUAACAUACGGUCGAUAUCUUUCAUUUAGGGAAAAGGAAAAGUGGUCAAGUGGAAGAUGGUAUCCCAGAUCCAAAUCAUCCACCAGUCCCUACAGCUGGCUUUGCAAAGUAUGUCGGGAAGCUUCAUAAAUCAGAUGAUCGUGGAUUCAUGAUUCAGUACAAUGUAAGGAUUUUAUUUCAAUUUUUUUGUCGAUCAAGGAGUAGAAAGAUUUUCUGUCUGAACUUUUCCUCUGAAGCAAUUUUAAAUAUUUAAACUAGCAGGUCAAAUAAACCAUUAUUUUUCGGAGGAAAUUGUAUAUACCUCUUCUCAAAAAUGCCUCUUGUAAUAUCGAAACAUCAAUAUUUUCGGACGUCACUAAACGCUGCCUCAAAUCAGGUGCGAUCCCGAAAUGGGUUACACUAGUUCCCGGCGCGUUUUUGGAUGCAUGACGCGUACAGAACGCAAAUUGGAAUACAUUCGUAAGAGGUAAUAUCUGAGCAAUACUGCAUGUAAUUUAGUAGAGCUGUUCUCGUUGGCAACACUACUGAAUGUUUUACUCAAUAUAUUGGGGCGCCUAACACAUGGGUUAUUACGGACCGUUACAACUAUAAGAAUAUCGUGUUGCGCGGCUGCACGAGUCUUAAAGCUAAUAUAUACAUCUUAAUAUUUUAGACCUUGGAAACUAGUCAGACGUAUACCAGUGAAGUUGCUGCUUCUCCAGAAAAUAAGGAAAAGAACAGAUACGCUAAUAUUGUGGCUUGUGAGUAUUGUUGAUUUACAUUCGCUUUGCCGUAAUGAAUAUUAUUAUAUGGCUUUUCAAAAUUCUCUAUUCUGAUUGGUUGACAAGCGGUCCGUAAAAACCCAUAUCCGGACCGUGGUCCGUAUUUUCCGUAUCUGGUCCGGUGUCCCGGAUGUCGUUUAUCUGGCGGGAAAUUUUUGCUUUGCAAACAGAAAAUAUUUUUGCUUUGCAAACAGAAAAAAUUUUUGCUUUUUAAAUUUCCAAUUGUGCUUUACAGAUAAAAAUUUCAAACAACCAAAUUGUUUUUGAUUGAGCAUGCAUGCCUACCGUAUAUUGUUACCCAGUGAAACUGACGAUAGCCGAUUUAAUUCGCGCGAAAAGCAUAUGCUCACAGACUCAGUUCAGCCAUAUAAUAAACCGAUUAUUGACCUCGCUUGUUCGGUCUGUACUGUGAAAUAUCAAACCUCUGUUUUUUGCAUGGACCUCGCUCCUUCGUCGCUCGGUCCAUACUAAAAAACCUCGGUCUGAUAUUUCACAGUACAGACCUCACGCUCGCUCAAUAACCCUUUAUUAUUCGUUUGUUGAGCAUUAACCAUGGUUCACAAAUGGAAAAUUGUAAUCUUUGAGUCACUAAGUAUGUCUUCUGUAUCGUACUGCGGCUCAGCUCAAAGUUUCUUGUUCCUUGUUUUUUCCCAAACGACGACAGUCAUUAUAAGCCUUUACUGUGAUGUACGUGCAUCUCUAGGCUUGGUAGAUUGCAACUAGCGGCCGUCCAUUCAACUGGUGAGACGUGAGUGGUGAGCCAAAGGUUGUACAAAUACUGAAUUGUAAGUCCUAUAUCAGAGGAAUAGUUCUAGACUUUGCUAAGUUCUAAGUUCGUUAUAUCGUUAUAUCUUAUCAGUUGCAAUCUCGGGGUGAAAUAUUCUGGGUGGGAAUGUACUGUACGCCUCCUUCAUCUCACCCUCCAACCCGUUCUUCAAUCCUACCUUUUGCAGCUUUGGCUUCGAAUGCAACGAAAACCGCCUUGCUAAAUCUUAAAAUGAUGCUGUUAUUAUGUUCUGGUGUUACAAACUUGCAUUUCCACUUGUAAGCCGCACUAAUCUAGAUUUUGUGUUUUGUGUGCAUCUAUAGUCUAUUCAGGACUUCUCUCUUAAGCUAUUUGUGUAAUUCGUAGUUACUAAGGAUAGUUUUAAAGAUAAUUCAUGAAUCUGACGAGAGAGUGUUGGUAAACAUAACGGAUUGCAAUAGGUAUUCUUAGUGAAUGAUUUAUUAGAAAGAAAAUUAUCGUUUAGAUGAUGUUUCCAGAGUUCAUAUGAAACAGAUUGACGAUGAUGACAAUUCAAGUUACAUCAAUGCUUCUUUAGUAGAUGUAAGUUCUAAUUUUCACUUCCUUAUUCAGUUCCACCCAGAAUCUUCAACUAAUAUCUAAAAGAAGAUAUAAAAACGAAAGUGUGUUUUUCUGUUCUGGGCAUAUUACUUGACAUUGUUAAUAUAAUUUUAACAUAUUUCUUUAUUUUAGGGAUACAACUCGGCUAAUGCAUAUAUAGCCACUCAAGGUAUUGAGGAAAUAUGAUAUCUUUAUGUUUUAACUUCAAUAACUGAACAUACGGUAUACUGGCAGUUCGUUUUCACGUGACAACGCAAUAUCAUAAAAUUAUCAUUAAUUACGAGUAUUAAUAAAAAAUGUUCCGUCGAUACAAUUAUUUCUCCAUAAAUGUUUGAAAAAUAUAUUGUUGACGUCAGGAUUAUUUUCAAAGACGGUUGAAGCUAUGUUACACACGUAUUUAUCAUUAAGUUUGGAAGACAAGUAUACCUUCUAAUCCAACCUUAAAAAGCAUGAUAUAUAACAUCCAACUUUGUAAAAUAGAAAUUUUAGAAUUUUCUGACGUCAUGUGAAAACGAUCUAUUGAUGAUGUCGAAAUAAUCGUGUAUUUGUUUUCUCUAGGGCCACUUCCUAGCACAUUUAACGAUUUUUGGCGAAUGGUAUGGGAGAAGAAUUGUUCAUCCAUUGUUAUGCUUACUAAUCUUCAAGAAAGACACAAGGUAUUAGGAUUUCGCUUUUUCAUAUUUUUGAGAAAGAAUGCAAUAUUUUGAAAAACUACGGUAUAUAAUGGAAAUACAGGAGAAUUAAUCGUGUUUAUUUCGAUGUCUUCGCCACGAUGAUCGUUUGUUUUAUUUUUACUGUUCGUCUUUGACUCGCGGUAUUUUAAAUUAGCUGGGUUUUUCCCCUCACUAUUAGAACUUGUGCAAAUGUUGAGUUGUUUUCUUUUUGUUGGGGGAGGGUGUGGUGUUGUUUAAAUGUGUCUUUUUGUUCCUGAUUUAUGCCACAGGUUAGUGUUUUAGUGUGGGUGGUCCAGUGUAAUGUUUUCAACAUAAUUAAUGCUUAUAACAUAAUUAUAAUUGUCGUGUACUCUACUUGACUACUUCCCCUCCCUGUAAUCCUAACUAUAAUUGAAAACAAAACUAUAAACAUUCUUUAUUUGUUCGUUUAGUUGAAAUGUCAUAAAUACUGGCCUGAAGAGUCAGAGACGUAUGGUCAGAUCACUGUGACAGCGACACGAAGAGAACAGUAUGCUGAUUAUGUGAUUCGAACCUUCCUUUUGAAGAUAGUACGUGAAAAUGUAGGAAGCGAUCCAACCUUUACGCGGCGAAUUAUAUUUCACUAACCAAUCAAUCAAUCAUAUUGUUUGAAUUUGUUUUUUCUUUUCUUUUGGAUACUUAUCUCGUACGUAUGAUCCAGACUUUGGACUUAUACUUAUUCUGAUUGCGUAGUAAAGGGGGGCCGUAAAGAGAAUCAUUAUAACAUUGCGAAAAUGUUUUUUAUUCAAAUGACUUGACUUGUUUGUAUCAUAUAUCGAAGUUAACCAUUGCAAACGUGUAUAUCAGGCUAUAUCAAAUUUUAACAUUUUUGAUCAUUUAUAAAUGCAAUCUUGUGCUUCAUGCUGUUCUUGAUUUUUCUAGAGUGAAACAGAAGAAGAACGUGAGAUCAAGCAAUUCCAUUUCACCGUGUGGCCAGAUCAUGGAGUGCCCGAAUAUCCGACAGCUAUUCUCGCUUUCCAGAGACGUGUACGUGCUUAUAGUACUCGUGAUUCUGGACCAUUAGCCGUACAUUGCAGGUAGUUGUCAAGACACUGUCAAGUCUGUUCUUCAAGUUCGCCGAUGAUAUUUGUGUUGUACCGUAUAAUCCUUUUUGAUGUUUUUUGCACCAGUGCAGGGCCUUUUGAAAGGACUUUCCCGGGGGGGGGGGUGAUUUCGUGGGAAGGGGGGACUGUAGUGUAAGUCGACUCGUGUACAAAGGCCCGUUUACAAAUGGGCCUCUUCAGUUUCGUAAUUUCCAUUUCAGGUCAUGUGAUUUAUACUUUUUUCACCCUUUGACUUCAUGCAUUUUUCAUUCAUAUUCAAAUAUAGAAUGCAUAAAGACAAAAAAGUAUUAAAAAAUGUACACAUCACAUACGAAGCUGAAGAGGCCCAUUGCAAUGUUAAAAAAGUUGGGUUUACAUGGUCAAAAAUAUCCUAAAUGAGGCUGGAAAAGCCAACAUCACAGUCUAGCUAUGUGUAAUAAUUUAUAAUUUUAUAUCUUUCACCUUUCUAUGUUAUAGUGCUGGUGUUGGUCGUUCUGGUACAUUCAUUGUAAUUGAUUGUAUGUUGGCUCGAAUACAAAGUGAACAGACUAUCGAUAUAUAUAACUAUGUGAGAUAUCUGAGAACGAGAAGAAUGUUCAUGGUCCAAACUGAGGUAAUACUACAGAUCACCAUGUUCUCGUAAACGAAAAAUACUACUCCUUGAUCUUACUCGCUUAUUUCCAAAUAUUUACAACAGAAUUUAUUCGACAAAGGCCUAAUAAUUAUCGAAAAAAGGAAUUUAUUCCUGCUCGACGGCCUUGGCCAUUUCGAAUAUUUUGUUCAAAUUCGGUUAUACAAGCUCCUAUUCUCCUUUAUUAUUAAAAUUUUCGCGAAUCUGAACGAGAUCGAGGCUAGAAAUUAAAACUUUACUAGGAUCACAUUGUCAGCCUCAAAUUCAAGCUAUUGUUUUGAGUGCAAAUUCGCGAAGUGUCUACCCAAGGUUUCCAACAGAAUUUUGAGUAGGAGGCGUUUUGAAAGUAGUGGGUAGUGGGGGGGGGGGGUCUAUGGUGGUGGAGGUACCGUCCACCUAGGGGGUCCGAAAUCUUUUGUGAAGGUUUUGAAAUUUAGACCCGUUGCAAUGGUAUUUCCAGCCAUUUUGGAGAGUUAUUUUGGAGAUUUCGUCAUAUUAUACCCAAAAGUUCAAAAUAUGAAACAUUCUUCACAUUUCUCUGGUAAGAAGGAAGUAAUUUCGCGAAACAACCAGCGAUUGUCUACGUCAUACUAUUGUGCUUAUAUUGAGGACGCUACUGUUGAACUCUAUCCUUUAGUUUAGGACUAAUGCAUUCUAACAUUGAAUACCAUUCAAUAUUUUUAAUUCUUCUGUGUUUUAGGAGCAGUAUGUGUUUUGCCAUGAUGCUCUCUUAGAAUCUAUUUUGUGCGGUAAUACACAAAUGGCCGCGCAUAAUUUACGUAUAGAGAUGAACAAAUUAAGACAAAGAGAUGCAACAACGAAAUUGACUGGCUUUGAAUCCGAAUUUAAGGUAAAUAGUUACUAUACCUGAGGAUUCAUCAUGUAAAAAUUUGAGUACUACUGUUGAUCUUUUAUAUACAUCCUACCAACGUAGAUUAUGUUAAUUUUUUUAGUGUUGACUAUAGCAUUUCGUUUUUCAGCUAAUCGUGUAUUUUUCUUUCUAGAUAUUGAAUAAAGUCAGUCCUUCUUUACCAAAGGAAUCAUUUGUUGUUGCGUCCUACCCAGAAAAUGUUUCUAAGAAUCGUAACCAAGACAUUCUUGCCUGUGAGUAAACUAUUAUUUCAAGGUGUACUUCAAUUCCGAUUCACUGCAUCGUGACUGGAUGGCACCAUUGUUAUCCUAUGUGUUGUGCAAAGGGUGCAUUAUUUGGAAUCUAGCUACACACGCAUCUUGUGUUUCCUAUAAUCAUGCCACAAAUUUACAGAAAAGUUUAAACCAUUAUUGUGAAUGUAUAGUUGUAAGAAAAUACUGUUUUUCCAUGCUGAAAAAGUCGCCAGAAAACGACUCAAUUCAGGAAUUUCAGUUUGUUGUAAAAUAUAGACAAUCCCUACAAAACGAUAACUUCCUAACAUGUACAACUUAUGCUCAUUGUACUACUGUAAUCAUGUUUUGAUUGCGUUUUCUUUUGCACAGCUGAUCAUGGUCGAGUCAUUUUGGGUGGCGAUGACGACAAGGAAGAAGGCCCUUAUAUCAAUGCAGUUUAUCUUGAUGUAAGAAAUUAUGCUCAGUUUUUUAUCAUACUUUUUUUUCUGGGUUCAAGUAGGUCUAAUAGUUUAUGCCCCCGCGGUCGUUUAGACUGGAGGCAGGGAGAUGUCAUGUCACUAUCGACAAUAGUUCUUUAUAGUGUGAUGACUUGACGUCUAAUCACGAAUGAAUUCGACUAUAUAUAAAUAUAAAAUUAAUGUAUUUUAUAAGUUUGACUUUAUAAUCUCAUUAAUAAUUUAUGAUGAAAUUAGCCAACCAUAUAACUUUAUUUUGCUCACAUGAUGAUCCUAGAUACCUGCAUGGUGAAGUAUAUUGAUUCAUUUUUACGACUGGAUAAAAAUGACUUUAGUCCUAGGACUGGAUCAGGAUUUUGUUUCCCACAUUUUGGUGGUUGCUCUUACUUGUUCUUUUAUAACCUCGUCCUUACAUUUUAUAUACUAGCUAGUAUAAUUUUUAUUUAUACUAGGUAUAGUAUAAUUUCCUGCUGUAAAGUAUCAAAAUGUUUCACAAAUUAUUUGGCAUGGCAAAAUUUCCAUCCUUAAGAAGAUAUAAGUAGAUAUAUGAUGAUUAUUGCAUGGUUAUUGCAUUAAGUUUGUAAUCCUAACUGCAUGUUUCAUUUUUAGGGUUACAAGCAACAAAAUGCGUUCAUUUUAACUGAAGCUCCACUGAAAGAUACAAUUAAAGUGUUCUGGCAAAUGUUGUAUGAAAAACAUUCUGCUUGUGUUCUUCUUUUGACCAAUCUCACAGAGGAAGAAGGCGUAAGUUCCACUUGAAAAUUACCAUCAGUUUAUUUUGGAGGUUUAGAUCGGUAUAGGCCGGUCGUCAGUACUCGUAAGUCCAUUUGUCAUAAGUUAAUUUUAACACCCUCGUACCCAGAAUACCUUCCUUAUGAGAAAAUACUCAUUUUGGGCAUUGAAGAGAGGAGUGCAAAGCUGUGUAAAUCUGGCAAUUUUGUAAUAAGUGAUAACUACGGUCCAGGAUUUACGACAGCUGUCAAAAUAACUGUCAAAACAUGAAUUAUGGGAAGCCUAGCCAUAGCACAACACUGUUGUGUCUGUACUCGCAUAUAGGGAAAGUACUCUGUUGCCAUUUACACGUGAACAUCGAGUGAUUAAUUCUCCAUGAUUAGUUCGCGUUUGGGUAAUAAAAUACAGAGUCAAACCUAUAAUAGUUUUGUUUGUGGAAACACUUUUAUUACUGCAAAGCUUUCGAUCCGUAAACCCGGAUUUGUUGUGAACCAAGUUAGUUCUGCUUAAAGAACACGUUUAGGCAAAUUUAUUAAUUUUUAUCUUGAAUACAGGAUUUCCCUCAGUUCUGGCCUGAUGAAGGAUCUGAGGAAUAUGAAACGUUCAGCGUUGAGCUGGUGUCAGAUGCAUCAAAAGGUGAUACUGGAAGUGAAGAUCAAUUUCAACAAGAGAAACUGAGUGAAGAUAUCGUAGAAAGAAAAUUCAAGUUAACCAAGGUGUGUGGGAGAUCUUUUGACCGUAUUCUCUGAUUCGGGUUUAAUAGCUCUUUUUUGUACACCUAUUUGUAAGCACUUGCAUGCCCGUUAUGUUGCUUUUGAUUAUUGUUAAUAAUUAACAUUUGCAAAAGCUUUAUUUAUCUCAUGAAAAUAAUUUUUCCAAGGAGGAAGACAAGUCGCUGGCAGUUAAAAUGUUUCAACAUCUUUCAUGGACAGAAACAUCAGUUCCCACAGAUAUUUCUGAAAUUAUCUCCUUGAUCCAGCGUAUUGAAAAAUGGCAACAGCAUUCUGGCAAUGGUCCCAUAACCAUUGUUUGCAAGUACGUUAUUUUUGCGUCAUACUUCAUAUGGCAUGUCUAUUAGUAUUUAUUUGAUUAAACUUUACUGCAUUCGAAAGUUAUAUUUAACAAACAUAAACUAUAUGUAAGAAAGGAAUAGAAACGAACUGAAAUGACCAACUGAAAUGACAAAAUUAAAUUAAAAUUAGCCUAGUACCAGGCCUUCCCGUGUGACUGAAUUGGUUGCAAAAUCAUUGUUAAGGCCGAUUUGCACUACACAUGCACAAUUUUUUCCUAAAACUGCUAAACAACGUAGUUGAGUUGUGUGCUUGAUUUACACAGUACAACUGUAGUUGUAAGCAGGUUGCAUGCGACAGGUUUAAGCAAAAGUUGUGUAGUGUAAAGCCCAGGACAUACUGCACAACGAUAACGAUGCGAUAACUUGUAAACACGUGAUGAUUGGUAAAACGAUAAAAUUAUUGUUUGACGAUAACGAUAUCGUUUGACGAUAAAUUAUCGUUUGAUGAUAACGAACUUGAUGAAAAGCUAUACGUUGGGAAACCAUGUAGACUUUAUAUGUAAAAAGGCUGGGGCCGGCAUUGGAAUUAUGAAAAGGGUAAAAUAAUUUGUACCAUAUGAAUCCUUACAAAGAAUAUAUAAUUCUCUGGCACUGCCAUAUUUUGAUUAUUGCUCACCGUUAUGGGAUAUUGCUGUGGAAGUUGGUUGAAAGAGAAACUGCAAAGCAAGAAUUAUGACAGGGGUCAACUAAGUCAUCCGAUUUGCCCGAAGCCUUGUCAUGAAAAAAUCUCAACCAUAGACAUAAAUUAAAUAAAUCUGUUUUGGUUUAUAAAAUACUGAACAACCACUCUGCCCCUAAUCUACGAGAUAAUUUAUUCCAAGAAGUGAAAAUAAUCUUAGAAAUGCCUGCACCAAUCUUACAAUAGCUGUAGGCCUGAUACAGAUUAUCUCAAAAAAGGUUUAUGUAUAGUGGGGCUGUGUUAUGUAAAACAGUUUGCCAGUUUGUCAAUUGGUGAUGCCUUGAAAAAACUAAUCAGCUAUUAGGCAUUGAGUCAGGUAUCUUCUUUCUACGAUAUUUACAAUUUUAUGACAUUUGUAUUAAUUUAGAUUUAGAUUAGUGUGUUUAUUUGUUGUAACAGUCUUAGCGUGACGGCGCUCAUGAAAAUCAUCUUGUAGAUGAUUGAAGGUAGCGUGGUAAAAUAAAGUUUUAAAUACUAGUUAAAACAUGAGCAGCCGAUCUUUAUCUGAUAUACAAACUCGAGCCGAAGGCGAGAGUUUGUAUAUCAGAUAAAGAUCGGAUGCGUUGUUUUAACGUGCUUAAUGUAAAAAACGACCCAUCUUCUGAGUUCAUUGGCGAAGUAAUUUUAAAAUCAUUCUUUUGUAUUUUCCUCAUGAAUUAUUAAUGAGUUUUUAAAUAAUAAUAAUAACGAUUUUAAAAUCGCUCACCCAAGUCUGAUGAUAACGAUAAAUUUUUUGACCAAUCAGCGCGCGUUACAAGUUAUCGUUGUACUAGACUUGCUCCAAGUCUCUCUUUCAUUGUCAUAUAGUAUCGAUCCACUAUAGUGUACAUUACAUGACGUAGCACGGAGGGGCGGAGCGAGAAAGAGAGACUUGCCAACUUCGGAAAAUUUCGGUUCAAAACUGAACCGAAAAUGCAAGACUUGCUUUAAUUGUUUUCUGUCAGUGUUUAUAUGUAUUGAUCUAGCAAAUAAUACAGAAAGAAAUUGAAGGAAAACAAUUAAAGCAAGUCUUGCAUUUUCGGUUCAGUUUUGAACCGAGAUUUUCCGAAGUUGACAAUUGAGUCUCUUUCUCGCUCCGCCCCUCCGUGCUACGUCAUGUAAUGUACACUAUAGUGGAUCGAUACUAUAUGACAAGGAAAGACAGACUUGGAGCAAGUCUAUCGUUGUACAUGCAGUGUGACCGCCCACGCGGGCCUUAAAUCGGCCUAUAGGCUUUACACAGUUGAUCAUCUGUCAUUCAAAGGCUUUUGGAAAUUAUUGGAAUGGGGCGGGACCCACGCCCCUAGUGUCCAUCACUGGUGCUUAUUACAAAGUUUUAACAGAAUCUUCGUUUCUAUAUAGCGAUGGCCAAGGUCGAAGUGGAACUUUUGCCGCUUUGUGUUCAGUGUUAGAAAGAGUAAAGACAGAACAGGUUGUUGAUGUUUUCCAAACUGUUAAAGCAUUACGUAUCCAAAGACCUGGCCUCGUCAAGGAUGUGGUAUGUUAUGAAAUAUUGCCGUUUGUUAUAAGCUAAUGUCGACGCCUUCUUAGUCGGAAUAAAACUGCAGUUGAAUUAUCAAUUCAUAAAACGUAGCUGAGGUUUGAAGAAUUCCAAUUAAGUACAAAUCCUUUGUUCAAACAGUUAUCUUGUUUUUUUCUCUCGACGGUGAUCAUUUUCCAAAACAUACAAUUUACUCGUUACAAUUGUUGAAAUCAAAUUUACAUUAAGGCGCUUUUACAUGGUUAUAACGAGUAAUGAGUUCUUUGUAUGUUUGCAUGGCGAUAAAACAUAUAACACUUUUGUUUGUGGAACUGACCACGUAAAUUUAUUACGUGGUGUUUCCACAAACAAAAGUGUUAUAUGUUUUAUGGUUUUAUCGCUAUGCAAACCUACGAAGAACUUAUUACUCGUUAUAAUAACGAUGUACAAAGAACUUAUUACUCGUUAUAACGAUAUAAAAGCGCCUUAAUGUUUAUUUAGACCUAAAAUUUGAUUUCAACAAGUGUUUUCACCAUAGCGGUGCCAGCAAUUACGGAAGGGUAUACAUCACUGUCGAAAAAUCCCAUAAUUUGCCAAAAAAUUUACUUAAUUUUAGACAAAAUUGACAGAAUUUGUCCCAUUUUUUUUAUUGCAAACCAAAAUUGCCCGACUGUUGAUCGAAUAUUGCCCGACUGCCCAAAAAACUGGGGGGCGGUAGCCCCCCCCCCCCCCCCCGCCCGGUACGCCUAUGAGACUAAUGUUCCUCCGUGCGAGCUCCGAGUGCAUAGAUCAGAUAGAUCAGGCAUUACUGCAUGAGGUGUACAUACUGCAUGUGUACUUAAGUCUGUUAAAGUAUUUAUACUGACCACCGUUGAAUUCUCUCUGUUUAGGACCAAUAUCAGUUUAUUCACUUUGGAGUUCAGGACUAUUUGGACAGUUUUGCAGAUUAUGCCAAUUUCAAAUGAGCAACAAUCACAAUAUCAAUAAAGUGUGCACCUUAAUUAACAAGAGUGCAGUACGAAAUAAUUGGGUAAAAUGUAUUCAUUAUAUUACUUGGUUUGUAAAUGUAAAGAAUUAGUGUAGUAUACAAUAUUUUACCAACACUUUUAGUUUAGAAAUAUUUGAAAUAAAUAUAUACAUAUAACUGAUUUGUUUUCCUACAUUUUUCUACAGUAUAAACAGGCGGUUAUGUUGAGGCUUAAUUGAUUGUACGUAUAUCAUCUUACCAACUACAUUCAAAGAUUGCCUGUCAUGCAUUAAUGUGGGAAAAUAAGUCUAUACUGCUAUAGAUACUAGAUAGGUCAUAUUAUUAAAGUAGUUGCUAGCCUAGCUUGUAUAUAAAAAAUGAUCUAAAAAUAAUGCAAUAAUUUCUUAUUAAAUUUUUAAAAAUAAUUAAUUCUGUUGGAUG
Molecule: messenger RNA, 15481 nt
Organism: Paramuricea clavata
Lineage: Eukaryota; Metazoa; Cnidaria; Anthozoa; Malacalcyonacea; Plexauridae
Source: the annotation of a GenBank genome assembly